This is a messenger RNA of Spirodela intermedia, 3553 nucleotides long. The record is from the annotation of a GenBank genome assembly. Lineage: Eukaryota; Viridiplantae; Streptophyta; Magnoliopsida; Alismatales; Araceae.
AUGAACUUCAGGUGCGUAAAGCUUACACAAUCUCCGACACUUGUACAUCCAGGUGUUUGUGACACAGCGGAUGAUGCCCUCCUAAGCAUUGGCACCAAAGCUCGACCUGUUUCCAAUGCAACAGAAGAGCAAACCUAUGAUAUUUCCUGCAUCAUCAAGGGGAAGAUGGCACAGGCACUUCGAUGCUUCAAGGAGUCAACAGACCAGCAUGUUCUGGUUCAAGUUUGGGCACCUGUGAAGAAUGGGGGUCGGCAAGUUCUGACAACUUCAGAGCAACCGUUUGUGUUAGAUCCGCAUAUUAUUUCGCUUCUUCAGUACCGAACAGUAUCUUUGGCGUAUCUGUUUUCAGUUGAUGGGCAUAGUGAUGGAGAUCUGGGGCUCCCAGGUCGUGUGUUCUCUAGGCAACUCCCAGAAUGGACACCUGAUGUUCAAUACUAUAGCAGUAAAGAGUACCCGCGUCUUACUCAUGCACUCAAUUAUAACGUCAAGGGAUCCUUGGCAUUGCCGGUUUUUGAACAUUCUUAUCAAAGGUGUGUCGGUGUUGUUGAGCUCAUCAUGACAUCGCAAAAGAUUAACUAUGCUGAUGAGGUUGAUAAAGUUUGCAAGGCACUUGAGGUAGGAAUCCCUGUGCACGGGCAUUCAUCUAGAUUCCUGGUAUUAUUUUUUGUAUUGAAAAUGUGAGAUAUGGUUUCUUGGUUGAUUUUACUGUGUUUUGAGUCCAGAAUUUUACGACUGUAGUCAUCCUGAUUGAGAUACGGCUCAACGAAAAUGAUGUAGAGGAGAACAUAACAUUUUUUUUGUAGAUUUGUGAUUUAUAUAUUAUUAUCUAAAAUAAUAAAGUGAAGUCUGAUAACCUUAGCUGUCUCCCUAAGCAUACAAUGACUUAUUUUCUCUUAGAUCUCAAUCCUUAAAAAGUUUUAUUAUCGUCUACCUCCUUUCUUCGUAAAAGGCGUCUGUCAUAUUUUUAUCAUACAGAGGUCUCCGUUGGGUAGAUAGAGUAUGGUAGAACCUCGAGUAUGAUGCCUUCUUUCAUGAAAAUGGAAAAUUUUGCUUUUUUCCGGGAAUAAAUGGUAAGAUCAAAUAUGGAGAGACGUUUGACUACCAUUUUUUCCUUUCCGAUAUGAACUAUAUCUUCACUUUGACUUGGUAAAUUUGAUUGCCUUCUCUAUUCAUGGAAAUCACCGCAUACACCUGUUUAAUAUCUUUCCUCCUGGCCAUCACCACUUUGCAGGCUGUAAAUCUGAAAAGUUCUGAAAUGUUAGGCCAUCCGAGCGUGCAGGUAAAUCUGACGGUCUUAUACCUUUUACAUUCAGCUAGUUAUUUGCUUUCUUCCUUGAAUACGAUAUCCAGUGAUCUACUGUUUCCAAAUCAGAUAUUUAACGAGGGCCAUCAAGCUGCUAUGUCUGAAAUACUGGAAGUCCUGACUAUUGUCUGUGAGAUGCAUAAAUUGCCUCUGGCUCAAACCUGGGUUCCAUGUAGGCAUGGGAGGUGUCUAACUCAUGAUGGAGACAAAAAUACAAUCGUCUUGGGCCAGGACGAGCCGUACCCAGAGCAGCUAUGCAUGUCAACGACAGAUGCUGCCUUUUACAUUGUAGAGCCUCACAUGUGGGGCUUUCGAGAUGCCUGUGCGGAGCAUCGCUUACAGAAAGGCCAGGGGCUCGCUGGAAUGGCAUAUUCACUACGCAGGCCUUGUUUUUCUAGCGAUAUUACCCGGUUUGGCAAAAAUUCAUAUCCCCUUGUUCACUAUGCCCGGAUGUUUGGAUUGGCCGGUUGUCUCGCACUAUGUCUCCAGAGUUGUCAUACCGGAAACGAUGAUUAUGUUCUGGAGUUUUUCUUGCCAAGAGAGUGCAGGAGCGGGAUGGAGCAGCUGACUCUUUUGGAAACCAUUUCGACUGCGAUCAGACAGCUGUUUCGCAGCUUGAAAGUUGUCUUCAAGACGGAAACAGGAGGAGAAAUAUUUGAUGAGAUUCUUCAUGUGGAUGGUGAUUCAGAGAAUGCAGCCGUCCACAAUCAAACUCCCAAGGCCUGUGAGGGUUCCUCGGUGGAGAUCAAGGCUCCACAGGCUCCUCCUUCUUCUGAAAACAACACAAAAAUUGCUCAAAAAUCCAACCACAAGAAAGGAAGGGCGCUCGCCAUGGAGCAAUCCCAAAAUCCUACUUUCACCGAGGCACAUGAGAGAAGACGAGGAAAAGCUGAGAAGACAAUCAGUCUGGAGAUUCUCAAACGUUAUUUCGCCGGGAGCUUAAAGGAUGCGGCCAAGAGCCUUGGAGGUAAUCUGGUUCUUGAUUGGCACUCAUUUCUUACCUAUAAACUGGAGUCUCAGGUUGCCUUUUAUCCCUUUUUAGUGGCAUAUGUGUAUAUAUAGAUAUGACUAAUUUAUUUGAUCGGUGUCAAAUUCGUAAUGCACAUUGAGUUGGUUGACAGUGGAUCAUAGUUUGACUAACAGUGCUCGGAUUCUUGGAUUGGCACGUCAAGAUUCGUGAUUGGGGGUGAAUGAGCUACGGUUUUUGGCAAGCCUUUAUAUGGCCUUGUGCUGAAAGAAGGAAUGAAUGGGCAGCUGACGGCAGCUGACCUAUGUGUGAACUGACCAAUCAAUGAGAAGAAAAACCAUAUUUUCCCAUAAAAGGGUUACGUAAUUGCAUGCUAAUUAUAGAACUACAGAUUAAUUCUGCCCUGAAAACAGUUCUUUCCGUUGAUUGCAGUUUGUCCAACGACCAUGAAACGAAUCUGCAGGCAGCAUGGGAUUUCCCGCUGGCCGUCUCGGAAGAUCAAGAAGGUCAACCGUUCCCUCUCCAAGCUGAAGACGGUGAUCGAGUCUGUUCAAGGCGCCGGAGGCGCAUUCGAUCUUCCAGAUGCUGCAGGAGUUUGGUCUCAACAAUUGUACAAACCCCAGCCGAAUAAGUCACCGGGGAAUGGGAAUCCCGACGACCUCGUCGGGAUCCACAGAGGGAAUGAGCCACUGGGCAUCGAGAACAACACCACUGCCGAGGCCUCCUCUCAGCAGGGUCAACCCGGUGAAGUCAACUCCCCUCCAGAUCUUAUCAAGGGUCAACCGGGAGAGGGCACUGAAGCUAGGCCACCCUCCCAAGGAUCAUGCCCAGGGAGCCCAGCCAACAAAAAAAGCGACAGAGAGGCUCCACCUUCACCUCCAAACGCAGGGCAUGGAGUAAAUCCCAUGCUGGUGGAGGACUCGGGGAGCUCCAAGGACCUGAAGAGCCUCUGCCUUUCCUUCGGCGGCGGCUGCCCGGAUGCCCUAAUCCUCUCUACAUCGACAGUGAAAGUCAAAGCCAGUUACAGAGGAGAUAUCAUAAGGUUCAGAGUAAAAUCCGGCGUUGGUGUUUUCCUUCUGAAGGAGCAGGUCGCGAAGAGGUUGAAGCUGGACUUGGGAGCCUUCGAUCUCAAGUACCUCGACGACGACGGUGAGUGGGUCUUGCUGGCCUGCGACGCUGACCUGGAGGAGUGCCUAGAAGUCAACGGUGGCCAGGUCGUCCGGCUCUCUGUGACCGACGUAGCUAGUAAUCCUGGAAGCUUUUCUGAGAGCUCCGGAGGUUGA